UGUUUAGCUAUAUAGAGUCUAAUAAAACUUAUAGCGCCUUUCUAAUUGUAAAGAGAUCGGAAAACAAUGUUUAAAUAUCAGUUUGUUUUUGCUUGCAUGUGUUGGGUCGGUGUCCUCGCUUCUAGAGAUGACAUAUAUGAUCGGUUACUUGCUAGACUAACGGGAAGAAGUGAUAGGAGACAGCAAUCACCGAAAGAAGAACGUGGUAUGCAUUUAGUUGGGAAGCCAUUGUCUGUUAACUAUCGUACUAACAGCAACUACAAGAGAUCUCUCGGAACUCCAUUAGAUUUUUCAAUAGAUGAAAUCUUAUCUCUCCACAAUACUGCUCGUCAUGAAGUUUCACCCCCUGCUGAUCCACCCAUACCGGACUUGAUAUGGGACAAUGAGUUGGCUAACAAGGCGGAGGAAUGGGCAAAGGGUUGUGUUUGGGGACAUAAUCCAAACAGAAUGACAUCAUUAGGCAAUUCGAACGUAGGGGAAAAUAUAGCACUAAAUUCUGGAGUGUUACCAGGCUUUAAAAAGUGGGCAGAUGAGAUAACAGACUGGACAUAUGACAACUAUCAUGAUGGCUGUAAGACGGGUGAAACAUGUGGACAUUACACACAGAUCAUAUGGGAGGAGACAACAAAGAUAGGAUGUGCCUAUGUCAAGUGUGACGAUUAUGUUAACCUGCCUGAUGUAUAUAACCAGUAUAACUUAAAAUACCUCGUCUGUAACUAUUAUCCACCUGGUAACAUGAGAUUCAACAACGUUUAUCAAAAGCCUUAUGAAGAUUGAAUUAAGUGAGGUUUACUGAUAACGAUUACUGUAGAAUACAACAUAGAUCAUCUUGACAUAUUAUAUAUAGCUUUUCGGAUAGUUCUUUUCUCCAUGUAAUUUUUUUCUAACCGGAUAUUCGAAGGUUGUCUUGUGAGCUUAUUUUACCUUUUGGCGUUCAUCGUCCAUUGUAAACUAUUUAGAAAAUAAAAUUCAUUGACCAAUGUCAUUAAAAAAUUAAAACAACGUUUUUUGUGUAUGAAUACCUAUUGUAUAGCAAUAGCAAAAUAGUACCAGCCGCUUAUACAAUAUAUCAAAAAGCAAUUAGCGACAUUUUAAAAUAUUUUAUAUGCAACUCUGUAAUCCGAUUUCUUUUAAAUACCACAUGACCCGAUACAAUGUAUCCAUCAUAUUUGUGUAAGACAUUACGUUUUUGGUUUAUGACCUCAAAUAAAAAGUACUUAAUAAAUACGGCAUUUCGUAACAAAAAUAUAUUAUUUAUAUAACAAAAAAAUCAUUUACUUAAUUGGACAAAGUUUACUAAUUCUCACCUUUUGAUAUAUGUUGCCUCUUUUUUGAUGCUUCUCCCCUUGAGGUAACUUUCGCUUCUUUUUUUUCUUUUUUUUCUUGAAGAAAUGAUUUGAUUUCUCGUACCGGCGGUCUGAUGUGGGAGAUUUUUGCUGAUGGAAGGAUAUACAAAUUAAGUAAAUAACAUGGUUAUGCAUGAGGUGAACGAUAUACUCUUUAUAGAACAUAUCGCUUGAAUUUUAUAUGUAGAUUUAUAUUCUUAGUAUUUAUAUUUAAGUCAAAUAUGUUAAAUUCAUAUGCAAAAAUAUGUCUAAUUUCUAUCUGUACUUAUUUCAUAAUUAAAAUCCAUCUACAGUUA
This is a messenger RNA of Mytilus trossulus (common blue mussel), 1642 nucleotides long. RefSeq names its product cysteine-rich secretory protein LCCL domain-containing 2-like. Lineage: Eukaryota; Metazoa; Mollusca; Bivalvia; Mytilida; Mytilidae. The transcript has 6 exons. The coding region runs from base 67 to 777 and encodes 236 amino acids. The record is from RefSeq and is a predicted model, not a curated record. Gene Ontology annotation, cellular component: extracellular region.